CCCCCGAACGUUGUAAUGGCUUUGCAUUGGCUAUAUGGCGUCCUCGCGCUUUGCUGUGUAAACGGCGUGUUCGGGCUCUCACCCAUCUACCUGGGUUGCCAGUUGCAGAAGCCUAGCUCUUGGUCGCAAUUGCUUGGCUGUUCUUCAGGCACUCUGUACGUGAGCCCAACGGACCCAGAAGCGAACUUCACCAGCGUACAAGCAGCAGUAGACUCGUUGUCAGAAGGAGAACCAGUGACAAUAUUGAUCGGGGAAGGUGUAUAUCAUGAGACCGUCAAUGUGUCCAGGCAGGCGCCCCUAACCCUCUUGGGGCAGUUGAAUGGAGCAACUGCAUUCGAUCCGGCUGGAAACGCUUCCACUCGGAAUCUGGUGCAGAUAUGGAAUAAUGGAUGGGUUGUAACCCAGGGUGUUGAGGAUGAUGCGCAAUCCGCCGUACUCGUUGUCUCACCGUCUUUCAACGCAUCCUUGAUCGGAGCAGGCCCUACUGGGGCCCCACUCCAGCCGCUCUUUGGCAACGUCGAUUUCAAGGCGUAUAACAUUGACUUCCAAAACCUUGCGGCGAAUUAUUCCAUCUCCCAGGCAUUGGUCACGGAUAUAUCUUACGCCAACGCGUCCUUCUAUGGGUGUACAUUCGCGAGCUACCAAGAUACUUGGUACACCGGAAGGAAUGCUAGUACUUACGUUGUCGACAGUAUUAUCUAUGGCAUGACUGAUUACUUAUUCGGAUUUGGAACUGCGUGGUUCCAGAAUGUCACUCUGGCUAACCGUGGGUGCGGCGGAGGCCUGGUCGCUUGGAAAGGCACGAACCUCACGGACGCACCUGGCAAUCGGUAUGGUGCUUACAUCUCUAACUCAAAAAUCAUCCGAUCUCCGGACGCCAAUGCCACCACUGUCACGGACGGGAAAUGCUACUUAGGACGUCCCUGGAACAGUCUUGCUACCACUGUAUACCUCAAUACGUACAUGGACCAGAGUAUAGCACCUGUGGGAUGGAUACAAUUCGAUAGCACGCGCACGCUGAAUAUAUCUACGACGUAUUAUGCGGAGUAUAACUCAUACGGUCCUGGGGGAAAUUAUUCCGGAAGAGAGCCUUAUGAACAUUUCUUGACAGACACAGAAGCUAGGAACUUCACCGUAGACAAGGUGUUCCUAGAACAUCCCAAAUGGAUCGAUUACACCUACAUAUAUUGAUGUGGCCACCGUAACAAAGUCGAGAAUCGUUCCAAGUUCCAACAGAAUCUCCAAUCAAUAUGUGAUCAACCCCAAACAAUUAUGGCAGCGGAUGGUCUCCUGUACUUUGCCG
Messenger RNA from Gloeophyllum trabeum ATCC 11539, 1303 nucleotides. Its product is annotated as pectin lyase-like protein. Gene Ontology annotation, molecular function: pectinesterase activity. The record is from RefSeq and is a predicted model, not a curated record. The coding region runs from base 16 to 1191 and encodes 391 amino acids. The transcript is spliced from 10 exons. NCBI's taxonomy places the organism in Eukaryota, Fungi, Basidiomycota, Agaricomycetes, Gloeophyllales, Gloeophyllaceae. Gene Ontology annotation, biological process: cell wall modification.